Molecule: messenger RNA, 3725 nt
Organism: Calidris pugnax (ruff)
Lineage: Eukaryota; Metazoa; Chordata; Aves; Charadriiformes; Scolopacidae
Gene: KCNS1
Product: potassium voltage-gated channel, modifier subfamily S, member 1
Exons: 4
Coding region: 150-1571 (473 amino acids)
Biological process (GO): potassium ion transmembrane transport; protein homooligomerization; regulation of delayed rectifier potassium channel activity
Cellular component (GO): voltage-gated potassium channel complex; membrane
Molecular function (GO): protein binding; delayed rectifier potassium channel activity
Source: RefSeq, a predicted model, not a curated record
AUGGGCAUCCCAGGGAGGAGCAGGGAGCGGGGCGCAGGCACCCCCGGGCACCGGCACCCCCGGGCACUGCAGGGAUCGGCACCCUGAGGAGCAGCGGGCAACCGGGGCACCGGCAUCCUGGGGUGGAACCAGCUCCCGCUCUGCUGAUCAUGGUCAACAAGACCUUAAAUUACUGGGGUCCCGGUUUUGAGGAGGACGUUAUCAACAUCAAUGUGGGGGGUCUGAGAAGGCGGCUCAGCUCCAGCGCCCUCUCCAAGUUCCCCGACACCCGCCUGGGACGCCUGCUCUCCUGCGACUCGGAGGAGUCCAUCCUGCAGCUCUGCGAUGACUACGACGUGAGCGCCAGGGAGUUCUACUUUGACCGAAACCCCGGCUUCUUCCUCUACGUGCUCCACUUCUACCAGACGGGGAAGCUGCACGUCAUGGAGGAGCUGUGCGUCUUCUCCUUCUGCCAGGAGAUCGAGUACUGGGGCAUCAACGAGUUCUUCCUGGACUCCUGCUGCAGCUACCGCUACCAUGAGCGCAAGCUGGAGAGCCGGCACCACAACUGGGAUGAGGAGAGCGAGGUCAGCAGCGUGGACACGUCCCCCGAUGAGAUCUCUGACAUCAACCACGACCUGCUGCGCUACAGCACGCUGCGCUGCGGCAACGUGCGCAAACGCCUCUGGCUCACCAUGGAGAACCCCGGCUACUCCAUCCCCAGCAAGCUCUUCAGCUUCGUGUCCAUCAGCGUGGUGCUGGUUUCCAUAGCCACCAUGUGCAUCCAUAGCAUGCCCGAGUACCAGGAUGUGGAUGAGAACGGCAACGUGCUCGACGAACCGGUCCUGCACAAGCUGGAGUAUUUCUGCAUCUCCUGGUUCACCUUCGAAGUGUCUUCCCGUCUCCUGCUUUCCCCCAACCCCAGAAAGUUCUUCAAGCACCCGCUGAACAUAAUUGACAUUGUCUCGGUGUUGCCCUUCUACUUCACCCUCUUGGUGGACGUGACCAUGGGCAGUGACUCGGAGCUGGGCAACCUCGGGAAGGUGGUGCAGGUGUUUCGGCUCAUGAGGAUAUUCCGGGUGCUGAAGCUGGCUCGGCACUCCACCGGACUGAGGUCACUGGGGGCCACCUUGAAGCACAGUUACAGGGAGGUGGGCAUCCUGCUGCUCUACCUGGCUGUGGGGGUCUCUGUCUUCUCCGGCGUGGCCUACACGGCUGAGAAGGAGGAAGACGUUGGCUUUGACACCAUCCCGGCGUGCUGGUGGUGGGGCACGGUCAGCAUGACCACCGUGGGCUACGGCGACGUGGUGCCCGUCACGGUGGCGGGCAAGCUGGCCGCCUCGGGCUGCAUCCUGGGGGGCAUCCUGGUCGUGGCACUGCCCAUCACCAUCAUCUUCAACAAGUUCUCCCACUUCUACCGCAAGCAGAAGGCGCUGGAGGCGGCCGUGAGGAACAGCGGGAAGAAAGACCCUGAGGAGGUGGAGAGCGUCUCCAGCCGCGACCGGGACUCGGAGGCUCUGAGCGAGACCUCCCUGGGCAGAGGCAGCCCCGACCGCCGCGGUCUGACCCCCGGUGCCCACCCCACACCCUGACCCCACUGUGCCGUUGCACCGGGGCAUGCACGGGACCCACAAGUAUGGGCUGUGGCACCGGGACACGGCGGAGGAGCCAGGCUCUCCCCAUCUGGCACCACGCCUGGCAUCAUCCCUGCCCUGCCAAGGACAGGAGGGGUUGGAGGAGAUGCCCAGCGGGUGCUGGCUGCUUCCAGCCCCUGGGAACGCAGCGGCUGGGUCCUCCUGGACAUGUUUCAGCCUUCACCUGGCCAUGGCCCUGCUCCCCCCUGGCUGCAGACGGAGGCCGCGGCGCUGGACAUACCCCUGCCAGAAAGGGAGUGAGGAAAACAGAAACACAGGUGACCCCCGAUCAGGCACUGCCACAGCUGCGUGAAGGGGGAUCUGCCUCUGCCCUGAGCUUUAGUGUUGUCCAGGGUGAGUUUAAGUAGCCUGAGGGUGAUGCAGCCCCCAACCAGGCUGGUUGCCCUUGCCGGUCCUGUGCCAGGUCAGCAUCAACUCCAGCCCCAAACCUUGGAAACAGCCUCGAAAGGCCCCACUGGCUGUGGGGCAAAAUGGGAUGGAAAUCAGUCUGCAUGGAAGGACAUGUGGUGUCCAGCCCAGGGUGAGCCCCACUGUCCCCAGCCCCUGCAGUGGGACCGGCUGGACCUCACCUUCCUCCCAUUGCAGGUGGGGUUUAACUGCUCUCCUGCACUGCUGCCCGUGGGACCCCCAGGGAUGUGGGUCUGGGGUUGUGCUGGGAUCGUGGCACAGCUGGGAGCACUGGGGGAGACCCGCAGGGAAUGACGGGGCAAAAGGGACCCCGUCCUCCAAGGCAGGAGCAGCCAGAGGGGAUGAGGCUGGGGGAACUGAGGGGCCACCCCCAGUAGGGAUCUCCCCGCCAAGUCCUUUGCUCCGUGGGGCUCCGAAGCCACGGGGGCAUUGGUUUUGGAGGAGCCAAACCAUCCCCCGGGGCAGAGAGGAGGCAGAGACCCUGCAAAGGGCUGUCAGGGAGCAGACAUGGGGCGCACGCUCCUGGGCAUGGAGCCUCUGCCACUGCUGUGUGUUUAUGAUUUCCACCAUGGGAAGAGCUGCCGGGGAGCCCCAGGGCUGCAGCAGCCCGUGAUGGGAUGGAGGAGAUGACCAAAGCCAUCUGGGUUGGGUACAUGCCCCAGUCCCCCUCGCCACAACCCCCAGUCCAGCUUCGCUCUGCUGCCUCAUCUCUCCCUGCCUUGGGGCCAGGCAGGGGCAGGAGGGGGGUCACACUGCCCCGGGCAUCACCAAUGUCCCCACAGGGAGCCGAGCUCCCCGGGUGCCAAUGCACUCACCUUCCCUCCGUGGGGGGGGAGCACCCCCCGUGUCUGUGGGAGAGCCAGGGCAGGGGGGACCUUGCACUGCUCCUCGUCACCGCAGCCUCUGAGCACCUCACAGCCGGGCAGGGGGGUCUGGCACUCCCACCCGGAUCCCUGACCAGCUGAGCACGUUUGGGGCUGUUCCCAGCACAGCAUUAAUUCCCCAUGGAGUUUUUCCUUGCCCCCCAGUUCUCUGUUUGGAAACCGUGCAGCAUCUUUGUGCACAGAAGAAUGCACCCAGCCAUGCCCCUUCCGAGCAGGAGGAACCCUGCAGUCACCUCAUGGGCUCAAAAAGAGGUUGAUGGCAGGAGGAUGGCCCCAGGCACCUGAAGGGUGGUCUCGUGCUGGUUGUCCCAGCUGGCUUUCAGUUGUCUCUGCAGUUGCUGGCACCGGCUCUGCCCGUAGUCACCUGCUGAUCAUGGGGAAGAAAAGACAAACCAGCACCAGUGCCGUCGGUUCAGCCUUUCUGAACCUCACCGGGACUCGGGGAGGGGUCCCCAGGGAACGGGGGGUGUGGGAUGGGAGGGUGCUCAAGCUCCUGGCAUCAUUGAGUCUUCCAGUAUGGAUGGUCUGUGGUCCCCUCUGCGCUCCUUCCCACUGCGAGCAGGGACCGGCGAGCUCCAUCCCCCGCUCCCGCCAGCUCCCGCUGUUACUUGAAUAAAGGAAGGAGUUUCCCCUUCUCUGCAUAAGUAUUCCAGUAGCAAAGUAUAUUAAAAUGUGAAGACUGAAUUACAUGUAUUAAUUAAAAAGCAUUAUGCAAAUAAUGAAAAGAGCAUGUAAAUUAAUUUUCUAUCUAUGCAUGGGAUGCAUACUGUAUAUUUUAUUAAAGACCUCAGUGACCCGC